ACAAGAUCUAGUGGGUUUAAUAUGAACAUGAAAGUUUGAACCUACAAAACUUUAUUCAAAAUUUUGGUGGAGAUCCCAAAGUUUCAAAAGAUACACCAAAAAAUGCCAGAACGCAUUUUUAAGAAAUCUGUAUGACAUUUCAGAAUAUUAUGGGAUUAUGCCGCUAUUAAAAACAAACAAACAUAAAAUGAUUAUGCUCUGCGUGAACAUUAUUUAAGCGGAUGGAGAUGCUGCAAUUGUCAACAAUGUUAGCUCAUGGGCAGGCAAAAGUAAGAAAAUAGGAAAUUACUGAUAUUCUGAAGGGAAGUAGAAGGGUACGACACAUGUAAGUAGCACAAAUAUAAUCAAAUAACAAAUUAAGGUUGAAAGCUAUACACAGCCUGUAGAGUAAUGCAAUAAACAUAUUGCAUGUGCAAAACCAACCGUACACUUUCCACAUCAAAGUUAUAGUAGAUAUACAUUGAGUGCUUUUAUGCAUUUUCAUUUGUGUAUACUAUUUAUUUAUAAGGGGUAUUAAUAAUGCAUAAUGUACAAAUAAUCUGAAAUAAUGUAAAGGGGAUGUUCUUCAACCUGAAUUUACAUGAAUCAAUGUAAUGAUAAUAAUGUAAGGAUGUAUGUGGCUGAUGAUUAAAUGCAGACAAAGAGAGAAACAGCGCCCUCUGCUGUCUAAAUCCAACAUUGCUUGGCGACAUAGCCUGUAGGUACGUCAUCAUAAGGCGACAACAUCGCUCUUCUUUUUAUGUUCAGAGGCUAAUGUUGACCAUAAAGCUCCACAUGUGUUUAUCAAAUGCGAGAAUAUGAGUCGUUGAAUUACAAUAAUUAAUCCUAGAGGCAAUUCUUAUCUUAAGAGUACUAGUUUUCUAUAAUAUAUAGAGUAAAAACAACCGGAAGUCGUUUGUAAACACAUGACGCAGUCGCGUCUGAUACUCAACUAUGCCAAAACUCUUUGACAUAAAGUUUCCAGGAGAAUGUAAGACUCUCCCCGACGGCUUUUGGUCGGCAGUGGACGUGUGGAUAAAGAAACCUCACGUUGUAAACAAGCGUCUCUGCGGGGUGAAGGUGACGGAGAGCAAAGACGAGGGCGCAGAGGCUCUGCGGUUCCUGCUGGAUGAAGCUGCUCUCGCGGACGAGGUGCUGCUCUUCACCGCCGGCGGAGUGUCCCCGGCACUGACGCACGAAGAGGCAAAACCCUGGUCCUCUAUUGUCAAAACGGUUAUUCCCAAAGUGAACAGUUAUGGGACAAACCUGCACAAAGAGGUGAUACUCAAAGACUUUGACAGACAACUAGUGACCUUUCUUCCAUUUGAAGAGGAUUCACAAGGACAGGUGUCUCUGAAGAGGGGCAACAUUCAUCAGUUCCAGCUCCGCCAUCAGGACUGUGAGGAAUGGACCCUGGAGCUGCAUGUUUUGGCCUCAGACGCCUGGUUCUCGGACGGCGUGGCCUACCCAAAGCUGCCCUGGAUGUCCACUGACCUGAUGCCGAAACUGGUGCGCUGGGCCACCGAGUGCAAGAGCAGUGAGUUCAAGAGCACCUUGUCCCUGCUGCCGGUGGAGAAGUACAGCGUCAUGUACCAGCAGCUGAAGGAGAAGUACAAGGCCCUGGUCAAGAUCUGGCCUGAGGUUACAGAUCCUGAGAAAUUUGUCUAUGAGGAUGUCGCCAUAGCUACAUAUCUCCUCGUGCUUUGGGCUGAGGAGCGAGCGGAGAAAGGUCUGACCGCCAGACAGUCCUUUGUGGACCUGGGCUGUGGAAACGGCCUCCUGGUCCACAUACUGGCCAAUGAAGGGCAUCCUGGAAAGGGGAUCGAUGUUCGGAAGAGGAAGAUCUGGGACAUGUACGGCCCCCAGACUCUGCUCGAGGAAAAGGCAAUUACUCCUGGCGAGAGCUUCUUAUUCCCGGGUACGGACUGGCUGAUUGGGAACCACUCGGACGAGCUCACACCAUGGAUCCCCGUUCUAGCUGCCAGGUCGUCCUAUUCGUGCCGGUACUUCGUCCUCCCUUGCUGUUUCUUCGACUUCUACGCCAAAUACCAGAGACGCCAGUGCAAGAAGUCCCAGUAUAAAGAAUACAUCGACUUCAUCACGGAGGUCAGCCAAGUCAGUGGCUUCAACGCGGAGGAGGACUGCCUGAGGAUCCCAUCCACCAAGCGGGUGUGUCUGGUGGGGAAGUCGAGAAACUACCAGCAGUGCGACGAGGCCGAGGCCGAGCUGCGAAGAGCCCGUUACAUCCGGAGCCACCAGUCCCCCUCCGCGAGAAGGUCAGGCGGCGCGACCGACGGGGACGGUUGCCAAGGGAACAAAGACACCGACGGGACCCCCGACGGCAGCUGGGGGGCGGGCUUCCAGCCCAGAGACCGGGUUGAAGCGGUUCGAAACUGCGCCGCCCUCCCGCGGGACGUCGUCGACGGCGUCGUCCUGCAGGUCGCCAAUGUUCUCCUGGGAAUGACGGAAGAUGGCGGCGGGGAGUCCGCCGGCGACUGGAAUCAAGGAGGCAGCCUCUCUGUGAGCGAGGUCGCCGGGCUGUUGGUGCAGGAAACCCUGCAGCUCCUGAAGAAGGAGUGCGGAGGCCUUCAGACGCUGCUCAAGAACAACCACCAGGUCUUUCGAGUCGAAGGAGGAAGGGUGUUCAUACGAGACUGGCGGGACAGGAAGUCCUCCAGGGCGGAUACCAAGAGGAAGCCUGUUGCCCCCGGGGCCAUGAAAACUCGCCCCUGCUGGUUCUAUGACCACCACCGGCAGCGCUGCCCCCUGCAGGCCGAACACUGCGCCUUCGCCCACGGGCCGGAUGAGCUGCGACCCUCCACCAGACCUGUGAAGAAGAUGAGAACCGACGCCUUUUGAUUGGCUCGUUGCUCAGGAACACUUCAGUUGAACUCGUUUAGUGCGUUGUUUUCAUUGCGCGUCUACUUUUCUGAUCGACGGUAUUCAUUCUGUCCAUUCGACCCUCGUCAGCCACGAGGAGGAAGUACAGGUCCGAGCAGCGUGACGCGUCGGCAUGAAUACAAAGUUUCUGGGAACUCGAGUCUCGAAGGUUCUCUCUCUCGUCUGUGCGAGGACGCCAACAUGUUGAUGCUUUCUGUCGCAGCUUUCUCUUUCAUCGCUGAUUCUUUUUUUAUUUUAUGAAAUUGUACACUUCCUGUAUAUUAAAGUGUAUUUCAAGCUGCAGCCUUUUAUGUACUUAUUUAAAGAUGAUCAACUCUU
This is a messenger RNA of Pseudoliparis swirei, 3198 nucleotides long. RefSeq names its product tRNA methyltransferase 44 homolog (gene trmt44). Gene Ontology annotation, molecular function: metal ion binding; tRNA (uridine) methyltransferase activity. Gene Ontology annotation, biological process: tRNA methylation. NCBI's taxonomy places the organism in Eukaryota, Metazoa, Chordata, Actinopteri, Perciformes, Liparidae. The record is from RefSeq and is a predicted model, not a curated record. Bases 934 to 2838 code for a protein of 634 amino acids. The transcript has 11 exons.